Molecule: messenger RNA, 1441 nt
Organism: Molossus molossus (Pallas's mastiff bat)
Lineage: Eukaryota; Metazoa; Chordata; Mammalia; Chiroptera; Molossidae
Gene: CRYL1
Product: crystallin lambda 1
Exons: 8
Coding region: 75-1034 (319 amino acids)
Biological process (GO): fatty acid metabolic process
Molecular function (GO): L-gulonate 3-dehydrogenase activity; NAD+ binding
Source: RefSeq, a predicted model, not a curated record
CUGUGCAGCGCGGCGCCGGGACCCUGAGCCUGCCACUCGCGGCCGCAGUCCCUCCCGGCCAGUCCGGCUCCAACAUGGCGACCUCGGCAGCCGGCCCGGUGCUCAUCGUUGGCAGUGGCCUCAUUGGGCGAAGCUGGGCUAUGUUGUUUGCCAGUGGAGGCUUCAGGGUGAAACUGUACGAUAUUGAGCAACAGCAGAUAACAGACGCUCUGGAAAUCAUCAGAAGAGACAUGAAGUUGCUGGAGCAGUCGGGUUCUCUGAAAGGCUCUCUGAGUGCAGAACAGCAGCUGUCCCUCAUCACUGGGUGCUUGAAUAUUCAAGAAGCAGUAGAGGGCGCCAUGCACAUUCAGGAAUGUGUGCCGGAAGACCUGGAACUGAAGAAGAAGAUCUUUGCUCAGUUAGAUGGAAUCGUCGGUGACGAUGUUGUCCUCAGCAGCUCCACCUCGUGCCUCCUGCCUUCCAAGCUGUUUGCCGGGCUGGUGCACGUGAAGCAGUGCAUUGUGGCUCAUCCCGUGAAUCCCCCGUAUUAUCUCCCGCUGGUGGAGCUGGUCCCGCACCCGGAGACAGCCGCUGCGACAGUGGACAGGACCCACGCCCUGAUGCAGAAGAUCGGACAGUCCCCGGUCAGGGUCCUGAGGGAGGUUGAGGGAUUUGUCCUGAAUCGCCUGCAGUACGCGGUCAUCAGUGAGGCCUGGAGGCUGGUGCAGGAAGGCAUAGUGUCUCCGGGUGACCUGGACCUCGUCAUGUCCCAGGGCCUGGGCCCGCGGUAUGCGUUCAUCGGACCCCUGGAGACCAUGCAUCUCAACGCAGAAGGCACGUCAAGCUACUGUGCCAGAUAUGGUGAAAGCAUGAAACACGUCCUCAAGACAUUCGGACCCAUCCCAGAGUUUUCUGGGGCCACCGCUGAAAAGGUUCACCAGGCUAUGUGUAUGAAAGUUCCAGAUGACCCUGAGCACUUAGCUGCCAGAAGGCGGUGGAGGGACCAGUGCCUCAUGAGACUCGCCAAACUGAAGAGUCAGAUGCCAUCCCAGUGAAGUCUGUAAUGCUGUCACUCGCCUCACCCGAAGUUCUGAUUGGUGGAACCACAAGGACUUAAUCAUAUCGCUUGAAACAAUGGCAGCCAGAGGUACCUUGGCGUGCAGGUCCCGAGCGCGCUCCCAGCUUAGCAGUAGCUGAGUCAAGGUGCCCUGACCUGGUGUUGGAGCAGCACUUAGCUUCUGAGAGCUGUUGAGCUCCUGCGUCCUGGGCGAGCAGGUCAUCUCGGGAUUUUCACUUUUUAUUUUUAAGUGUGAUUAUGCAUCCUGCCUUUUAUAGCUAACAAUUGUAGUUUCAAGUCAUUUUAAUCUGUAGCAAAAUAUUUUUAUAAUUACUUCUAAUUCCUCUCUGAAUACCCUGUGGCCCUGCAUUUUUGAGGCAACGAACUGCCUUCAUUUUGCCAAUG